Messenger RNA from Durusdinium trenchii, 1527 nucleotides. NCBI's taxonomy places the organism in Eukaryota, Dinophyceae, Suessiales, Symbiodiniaceae. The record is from the annotation of a GenBank genome assembly.
AUGGCUCCGGCAGACACCGCCCACGCACGCUCGGCCGCGCGCGUGGCGGAGAUCGGAGAGCUUGGUCGGCAAGGACGUUGGCUAGAUGCCUUGGCUAUCCUGUCAUUCCCGAGCUUUCCACUGGACGUCUACGCCUGUGGAGCCGUGGUCCGCGCUUGCGCGCAGAACGGAGAAUGGCCAGCAGCUUUGGGCGCGAUCCGGCUCGCGCAAGAGGUGACGGUGAAGGCCAAUGUGGUGGUUUGCAACACUGCCAUCAGCGCUUGUGCCAAAGGGCACCACUGGCAAGGGGCCUUGGCGCUGUUUCACGACUUGGCGCAACAGGACAUCCAGGCGGAUGUUGUCUCAUAUGGCAGCCUGAUCAGUGCUUGUGCACAAGUUCGGAAUUGGCAGCUAGCGAUGGCAGCGGUGCGCCUGAUGCAGCAGCAGGAGGUUCCAGCCAACGAGAUGACUUGCAGUGCAGCCAUCAGCGCUUGCGAAGAUAGCUCGUGGCGCUGGGCAUUAGAGCUUUUUGAGGAGAUGCUGAUGGAGAGAUUGGAAGCAGACAUCGUGGUAAGCACAGCACUCAUGACAGCCUUGAGCUUUGGCAAUCACUGGGAACAUUGUCUUCACAUUGCCGCAGACCUCGGUGAAAAAGUGACCCAAACCACGAGCAACGCCUUGGCGACCUGCUUGCAACGUUCAGCCCAGUGGGCCUGGGUGCUGUCUUUGCUGGAACAGAUGGAGACUGGAAGAGGUUUGGCAAAGCGCUGCACUGCGGACUCCAUCACUUACGCUGCCGCCAUUGCAGCAUAUGGUGCUGGCGGUCACUGGCCACAAGCUUUACGCCUGCUGUGGGUGGCUCCUGCACCCAACGCCAUUCUGCUCAAUGUGGCCAUCGCUGCGUGUGGAGAGAACAUGCAGUGGCACUGGUCUCUCCAAUUGCUGGAGGCUGGCAUCACACCUGACCUCAUUUCCUACAAUUCAGCCAUGACUGCGUGUGGUGCAGCCUCGCAGUGGCAGCGCGCUUUGGUUGUGUUCGAGUCAAUGAAGGUUCCUCCAGACUUAGUGACCUUCAAUGCUCUCGUCACCGCCUUGGGCACCGGGCGCCAGUGGCGUUUGGCCCUCUCCGUGCUUUCUGCUGCGGCGCUUCGGCAGGUGCGGCCUGGCACAGUGACCUACAACGCGGCGAUUGCAGCGAUGGAGCCCUGGAGGCCGAGCUUGGCCCUCCUGUCCUCCGCAGCUUCAUCCAUGGUGCGGGUGGAUGAAGUGGGGAUGGCAGCAGCGAUGAGUGUUUGCGAAAGAGGGCAUCUUUGGCAGCAGUCAUUGACCUUGCUGAAUGCCAAGAACUGUUGGAGUGCUUUGAGUUUGAUCGCCAAAAAUGCCCUCCUGGCUGCCUUUGAGAAGGUCGAUGAUUGGCGCUCCUCUCUGGUCGCACUGGGGCAGAUGUGCAGCGAGACCCUCCAAAUCGACGAGGCAGUUGACCGUCCUAUUGGGAUCAUCGGUGCCAAGGGAUGCGAAGGGAUUGGUCUAAAAGGAGGCGGUGCUUGA